This is a messenger RNA of Mangifera indica (mango), 1335 nucleotides long. RefSeq names its product protein COP1 SUPPRESSOR 2. The record is from RefSeq and is a predicted model, not a curated record. NCBI's taxonomy places the organism in Eukaryota, Viridiplantae, Streptophyta, Magnoliopsida, Sapindales, Anacardiaceae. The transcript has 6 exons. Gene Ontology annotation, biological process: mRNA splicing, via spliceosome. Bases 37 to 936 code for a protein of 299 amino acids. Gene Ontology annotation, cellular component: spliceosomal complex.
GCUGAUGCAUUUUGAAUUCCGUUGGAAAAGAAUUAAAUGGAGAACUCGAAUUCGAUGCAGCCGCAGAAGCAGAAGCAGAAGAAGAAUUUCCGAAAGAGGAGUAUCGAAGAAGUAAGAGGUGAAGAAGACAAUAACAAGGUUUCAGAUGACGAAGAAGAAAGGAGGUUGGCAUUGGAGGAAGUGAAGUUUCUUCAGAAACAAAGAGAAAGAAAAUCAGGGAUACCUGCAAUAAGUAGUGCAUUGCAAAGUGGAACAGUUACAGGAGGAGGAGGAAACAGUGGUGGCUUAACUAAAGUUGCGGAAAAGAAUGAAGGCGACGGAGAAAAAGACGAGUUGGUUCUUCAAGAUACAUUCGCUCAAGAAACCGCCGUCAUGGUUGAAGAUCCCAACAUGGUGAAUUACAUUGAGCAAGAACUUGCUAAGAGAAGGGGCAAAAAUAUUGAUGUGACAGAUAAAGUUGAGAACGAUUUAAAGCGUGCUGAAGAUGAAUUAUACAAAGUUCCGGAGCAUCUUAAAGUGAAGAAGCGAAACUCAGAGGAAAGCUCUACUCAGUGGACCACUGGGAUAGCUGAGGUUCAGCUCCCCAUUGAUGUUGAUUAUUCCUGUGGUUGCAGAUACAAGUUGAAGAAUAUUGAGGAAACUGAGGCUGCCAAGAAGCUUCUGCAAGAAAAGAGGCUUAUGGGUAGAACAAAACCAGAAUUAAGCAUUCCCUCAAGUUACAGUGCAGAUUAUUUCCAACGUGGCCGGGAUUAUGCUGAGAAACUCAGAAGAGAACACCCUGAGCUGUACAAGGACAGAGGUACACGGGAUGAUGGUGCUGGAGCUAGGCCAACUGAUAAUAGCACUGAUGCAGCAGGAAGUAGGCAAGCUGCAACAGAUGAAUUCAUGUUAGAGCGCUUCCGCAAACGAGAACGCCACCGGGUGAUGCGAAGAUAACUUGGACUUUAUACUUGCUGAAUCUCCAGCCAGACUAUGGUGUGAAACAGUAUGUGAUGGUUUCGGUCCUAUGACAUGCUACUGCAUGAUUACUUGUGACUCAAUGAUGUUAUGUUAGCAACACAAAAGACUUGUUGCUGCUAAAGUGGUUGCCAUCAUUGACCAUUUUGAUGUAUUUUGUACAUUUUCAAAUAGAUUUUAGAAGCCUGUGUUGCUAUGAGAUCAUGUAAUGUCACCUAAAAUUUUCUCAGCAGGCUCUGUUUUUUCUGGUUGAGGGAUUAUACAUGGCAGUGAGUGGUGGAACAUAGUUAUAUUUUCUUGAUUCAACAUUCUCCUUGUGAUAUUUUUGUAACCAAUUCUUUCCAUUUAAAAUAUUUUCAUCUUUGAUGAAACUGCUUA